Pseudo-nitzschia multistriata is the source of this 1394-nucleotide messenger RNA. Lineage: Eukaryota; Bacillariophyta; Bacillariophyceae; Bacillariales; Bacillariaceae. The record is from the annotation of a GenBank genome assembly.
CGCCUAGUCUACAGAGGCCCGUGCCCCCAAACCAUGAUUUUGACAGCAGCCGCGAGUGCACAACGGAGCAGAUUUGCACGGGCGAUAACAGCGGAGGCUUCUCAUCUUUGUCGGUCUCUUUCCGCGUUUGGCGCGAAAUUGGAUGCUCCGGAAACCCUGGCACAAAGUCCAAGCGAUAGCGAUCGAAGGUGCUACUCCACAUCGCCGCCGCGUUUCAAGAUCCAUAGCUUUGGCGGAGACGAUGGGAAGCCACUCUCGGAAAGGGAAAUGAAAGAAAUCAUCGAAGCAGAAGAGGCAAAAAUCCUGGCCGAGCGAGAGGCCAAAACCUAUCCGAACUGGAAGCCCGGCGAACGAAAACGACCUCUGAUCAAAACCCACAGCGAGGAGGAAUUCAUGAGAGAGCUUAUGCCCGAAAAAUUCUUGGACAACCCCAUCUGGACGCUGCGGGACAAGCGCUGUGGGGCACUGGCCAUCAAGGUCGGAAUGAUGCCAGUCUGGGACGAGGUUUGGGGCGUUCGGCACCCCACCACUGUGCUCUGGCUGGACCGCAACAUCGUCCUCGGGCACAAGACGGUCGAAAAACACGGAUACAGCGCAAUUCGUGUGGCGGCCGGCGAACGCAAGGCCAAGAACGUCUCCAAGGCCGUCCUCGGACAGUACAAAGASGAUCCGCAGCUCUCCGAGUCGCCGCCCUAUUUGGUGCGGGAAUUCCGAGUCACCGACGACGAACACCUGCUGCCCCUGAACUCGACYAUCCACGCGAGGCAUUUUGUGCCGGGGCAGAACGUGGACGUUUCCGGCAUCUCGAAGGGAAAAGGUUUUCAAGGUGCCAUGAAGCGUCACGGUUUUCGCGGUAUGCCGGCCAGUCACGGAACGUCCCUGAGCCACCGAGCGCUUGGAUCCACGGGCCAGUGCCAGGAUCCAGGAAAGGUCUUCAAAGGAAAGAAAAUGGCCGGUCGGAUGGGAACGGACCGGGUCACCGUCCAGAACCUGCAGAUUCUKAAGAUCGACCGUGGACGAAAUCUGAUCUACGUCAAGGGACACGUUCCGGGGCAAAAGGGAGCCUUCGUUGAGAUACGAGAYGCCGUCAAGAAACCCCUGUGGAGGACGGACAAGGUCCUCGGAUCACUUGAGCGGCCGCCCCUACCGACCUUUGAAUACGAUUCGGAGAUUGAUGGGACGGGCGAGUGCUACGAAGAAUUCAUGCCACUUGGCGAUGAAGACCCUCUCGAUCCGGAUUACAUGGACACGACCAUUGCCAUUAAGGCUCAGGCAUAGAAAACAAAAUAGCACUGCUUAUCUCAAUCCGAAAUGUGCUGUGUUUUAAUCGUAGAUUCGGAUGUAGUUGGAAGAGCGUGCGACACGUGGUAUACGAAUAAUAUAGUAUUGGUCGG